Molecule: messenger RNA, 438 nt
Organism: Striga asiatica
Lineage: Eukaryota; Viridiplantae; Streptophyta; Magnoliopsida; Lamiales; Orobanchaceae
Source: the annotation of a GenBank genome assembly
AUGGAAGAAAUCAGAAGAACACCAUUGGCUAAUCUCUCACCGAAAACAUUAGUAUUGAAGGUCUGUUCGAUGGCGGACAAAGGAACCUCCGCGAUGGGCCCCACGCACUGGACUCCGGCAUUGUUAACCACGACAUCGAUGCGGCCGAACCGUUCCAGAACCGUGGACAGGGCGUGGCGCACGCUCUCGUCCGAUGAAACGUCCAUCUCCUGGACGAAGAACCGCGGAUCGUCCUGCAUAUCGGAGAUGGAUGCGAGCGAGCGCGCGGUCGCCACCACCAGGCAGCCACGCGAGGCGAACUCGCGGGCGAGCGCGUGGCCUAUGCCCCCGGCGGAGCAGCCGGUUAUCACGACCACCUGCUUCUCAUCAGGUUUUAGUGAGUCCACUGCAAGGAUUGCCAAUCUGUCUCUAUCAGCAAAAGCCCUUCUUAGCACUUAA